Molecule: messenger RNA, 624 nt
Organism: Cladocopium goreaui
Lineage: Eukaryota; Dinophyceae; Suessiales; Symbiodiniaceae
Source: the annotation of a GenBank genome assembly
AUGGCUCUGAAGUUGUACCAUGCAACCAGUGAAUAUGCUGCCGACCGAAUCGAACAAGAAGGAUUCAGGUGUGGAACUCACGGCUUUGCUGGUGGUGCUAUCUACUUUUCCCAGAACCCAGAUGGCGCUUGCCGGAAGUACCGGAAUGGACGCGGCAACCCAGACAUCCUCAUCGAAUGCGUUGUGAGGUUGGGCAGGAUGUUGGAAGCUGCCAAGAACACAGUUGACGAAUAUGAUGUGCGCUGCAGAGGCUGCGACUCCGUGAAAAUCUCCAGUUUUGAUGUUUACGCCGUCUACGACCCGCACCGAGUGAACAUCAUGACCUUCAGACGUAUUGGAGGUGUGCCUUUCCAGAGCAUGCGUGCUUUGAGAUUUGAGGAACAACGACAGAAAGAUCAAGAGCAACGGCUGCCAUUGCAUUUCCAGCAGCAGCGCGUGCAGCAAUACCACCGGCCGCAGCUGGAGGCAAGACCGCUGCUACAACGUGUUGUUCCACAACAUGUGCCGCAACGAGUGCCGCAACGUGAAAAACGGCCUUCACAUGAAGCUUGGCAGAGUGGCUUGCUGCCCCUUGCCUGCCUGGGAGGUGUGAUUUUGGUGGCUAUGGCAGCGUUGUUUGGUUGA